AUGAAGAGGGAAAAGGGAGGGAAUCAAUUAGCAAUGAUCGGAGAAGGUGUGGGUGGGCUAAUCGCAGAAAACAGUGGGGAAGAUGGGGUAGUGGCAUCGGUGGUUUAUGGCGGAACCCGAUUAGAAAGUGGUCAAGGGAUUUUUUUUUGUUCGUCAUUUGAUCGUGUCAAGGGGAACGCAAAGGAAACGAAUACAAAACACGAAGGGAAGAACGAAGGCAUAAUCGAUUGGAAGGAAGAGGAGAUUGGAACGGGAAUGAACCGAAGGCAGUCAAGAAGAAGGUACACAAAGUUAGCGAAGGUUCGAUCGUUCUUCUGGCUGAAGGAAGGGGGUCCGAUGGCUUCUGAUUUUUCGUCGAUUGAUUCGCAAUCGGUGAUGGCCUCCAGGGUUCGACUUAGGCCUAAGAAGAGGAAGGGAAAUGAGGAGGCAUCGAGGGGUGUUAGGAGGCGGUAG
Lactuca saligna is the source of this 453-nucleotide messenger RNA. NCBI's taxonomy places the organism in Eukaryota, Viridiplantae, Streptophyta, Magnoliopsida, Asterales, Asteraceae. The record is from the annotation of a GenBank genome assembly.